Chaetomium fimeti is the source of this 1921-nucleotide messenger RNA. Its product is annotated as putative cytochrome P450. Gene Ontology annotation, molecular function: heme binding; monooxygenase activity; iron ion binding. The record is from RefSeq and is a predicted model, not a curated record. The transcript has a single exon. Bases 123 to 1688 code for a protein of 521 amino acids. Lineage: Eukaryota; Fungi; Ascomycota; Sordariomycetes; Sordariales; Chaetomiaceae.
UGGGCGGCAGAGAAAUCCCCGGGGUCAUUGAGUGACGGACUUAACUUGAAGCCAUCAGACCUCUCUCUCCUCUCCUCUCAACUCGCCGACGUCAAAUCCCCUCAACCAGUGCACCAAACACCAUGACCGACUUCCUUCUUCGGCCAGCGGUGCUGGUCCCGGCCGUGGCCUUGGUCGCCUUCAUCAUACACCAGCUCUUCUUUGCCGGGCCGAAGCUUCCUAAGCUUCCUAUCUUGGGCGCAAAAGAAGGUGACUGGUUCCCCUUUUACCAGGCGACAUGGAGGAACACCAUCAACUUCAAGGCGGCGGUGCAGGAGGCGGACCAAAAAUACAGGGACCAGGCCGUGCUCAUGCCCGUGGCCAUGGCCCAGAACAUGGUGAUGCUCCCCCGAUCCGAGACCCAGUUCGUCACCGACCAGCCCGACUCUAAGCUCGAUAUGCACACCCAAGCGAUCGACGCCCUCCAGACAGACUACACGACGACCGACCCAUCCCUUGUGCGCAACCCGGUACACCACAAGCUCAUUACCACCACCCUGACGAACCAGAUCGGAAACCUCGUGCCGGAUGUCGCCGAGGAGACAGCCUGGGGUUUCGAUAACCACUGGGGCAGCCCCACCGAGUUCCAGGAGGUGUGCGUCUACGACACCAUGCGCAAAAUCGUCGGCUGUGUCACGAACCGCGUCUUCGUGGGCAAGCCAAAGUGCCGCGACCCAGCGCUGCUCGUCGAGGGCAUGGGAUACGCCCAGGACGUGCCCCUGACCUCGACAGUGCUGCGCAUGGUGUGGAAGCCCAUUCGGCCACUGGUAGCACUAUUCCUCUGCCUGCCCAUCCGUUUCCGCACGGGGCGCUUCAGGAACAUCCUCGUGCCCGAAAUCAAGAAACGCCUAGCUGACUACGAUGCUCGCCAACGCGACCCCGAGGACAAAUCCCACGGCCCCGAGCCCAACGACUUCCUCCAGUGGACGAUUAAGCAGGCCAAGGAGAUGGGCGACCCCUACCUCUGGAAGCCCACGACGCUCGCCGACCGAAUCCUCCUGCUCAACUUCGCCGCCAUCCACACAUCCUCCUUCACCAUCACCAGCGCCAUCCUCGAACUCGCCGCCUCCAAGCAGGAGUACAUCGACGAGCUCCGGGCCGAGAUCGAGGGCGUGCUCGCCGAGCACGGCGGGCAGUGGGACAAGCGGGCGCUAGCCAAGAUGCAAAAGCUCGACAGCGUCAUGCGCGAGUCUGCCAGGCUCAACUCGUUCGUGACCAUCGGCCUCAGCCGCGCCGUCGUAGCCAAGGAGGGCAUCGUCACGCCCUCGGGCGUGCGCAUCCCGCGCGGCGUCACCGUCAACGUGCCCAGCUACCCGGUCUUCCAGGACACCGCCAUCUACCCGGACGCCGCCGAGUUCAAGCCCUUCCGCUUCGCCGAGCAGCGCUCCGACGAGAGUGUCGAAUAUGUCAAGCGCGCCGCUAAGGCUUUUGCCACGACCAGCACCGACUACCUCGCUUUCGGCCACGGCCGUAAUGCCUGUCCGGGGAGGUUCUUUGCUGCGAAUGAGCUCAAGCUUAUGCUGGCUCAUCUUGUGCUGAGUUAUGAUAUUGAUCUUGGCGGGGAGCGCCCGCGGAACUCGUGGUUUGGGUUGAAUAGGGUACCGCCUCUUCAGGCUACUAUUCGCAUUAAGAAGAGGGUGAAGGCAUGAGGUGUGGUUGGAAGGAAACGGGGACGGUUGAGAAAAGAGUAUUUUAUGUGACAUGAGCUGAGAAGCUGAGGUCUACAGGACCUCGUGAUAUGUUUUGGGAGCGUGUACGGCAUUUGCAUAGGCUUUUUGACGUUUCAAUCAGGGUGCUAAUAGAUUGUUGGAGGUCGUUUACGAGGUUGGGAGCACAUGCUUUUCUCUCAGUUACGAAGCCUAGUAGGAUAUCCCCCAAGUUG